Cucurbitaria berberidis CBS 394.84 is the source of this 2694-nucleotide messenger RNA. RefSeq names its product glycoside hydrolase family 3 protein. Bases 1 to 2694 code for a protein of 897 amino acids. NCBI's taxonomy places the organism in Eukaryota, Fungi, Ascomycota, Dothideomycetes, Pleosporales, Cucurbitariaceae. Gene Ontology annotation, molecular function: beta-glucosidase activity. The record is from RefSeq and is a predicted model, not a curated record. Gene Ontology annotation, biological process: glucan catabolic process. The transcript has 4 exons.
AUGGCCACAAUCAGCUUAGGGAACACCAGCCCCACAGAAGGCGUCGUCAAACACAUCGACUCAAAGCAAGCAACUGUGCAGGUCCAACCUGUGACAAUAGACAUUCCAUCUUUGACACCUGCUGCAACGCCAGAGACCUCUCCAUCUGACGAAGUAAUGGCGGGGAAGAAGAUCUACUCGCUAGAGAGGCCAGAUGACCGAGCAAGAGAAUUUGCCGCCAAACUGACCUUGGAGGAGCAGAUCUCAUUGCUCGCUGGAGCAGACUUCUGGCGGUCUGUGGGUAUUCCUGAAAAGGGUAUACCCUCGAUCAAGACAUCAGACGGACCCAAUGGCGCUCGAGGAGAGUCUUUCACUAACGGUACACCUGCUGCGUUGUUCCCUUGCGGCAUUUCUAUGGCAUCCACUUGGAACUUGGACAUAAUCGAAGAGAUUGGCCGACAUCUUGGAGAAGAGACUAAAGCCCGUGGCGCCAACGUGCUACUUGCGCCCACUGUGUGCAUGCACCGCUCACCCCUUGGUGGACGAAACUUCGAAUCGUACUCGGAAGAUCCUUUUCUCACGGGAAAAUUAGCUGCGUCGUACGUUCGUGGCCUUCAGAGCAAGGGCGUCGCUGCCACCAUCAAGCAUUUUCUUGGGAACGAACAGGAGACCGAGCGACAGGCCUAUAAUGCUGUCAUUGCUGAGCGACCACUUCGUGAAAUUUACCUGAAACCAUUUGAGAUUGCUGUCCGAGAAGCAUCACCGUGGGCACUUAUGAGCGCAUAUAACAUGAUCAAUGGUGUUCAUGCUGAUGAGUAUGAACAUUCGAUCAAGGAAAUUCUCCGAGGCGAGUGGGGUUGGGAUGGGACCAUCAUCUCUGACUGGACAGGUACAUAUGCUACCGCCCCUUCAAUCAAAGCCGGAGUCGAUGUUGAAAUGCCAGGACCUUCAAAAUGGCGCAAAGUUGACCAAGUGAAGGAGUCUCUGAGGAAGGGCGAGCUUGUUCGAGAAGACAUUGAGGAGGCAGCCGCCAGGGUACUGUACCUUGUGGAUAGGACCAAAGGUCUAAACAACCUGACGCCAGAGCAUCCAGAACAGUCUAUUGAUAACGUCGAAACACGUAAUCUGAUUCUUCAAGCUGGUAUUGAGGGCUUGACUUUGUUGAAAAACGAGAAAAACGUACUGCCUAUCAAGAGCGCAAGGAAGAUUGCGAUGAUCGGACCCAAUGUCAAGCGCGCUAUUGCCAGCGGUGGAGGAAGCGCAGGCUUGAACCCCUACUACAACAUUACUCCCUGGCAAGGCAUCCAGAACCGAUUCGACGGUGAGGUCACAUUCGCUCAGGGUUGCGAUAGCUCAAAGUGGUUGCCGCUGGCUUCACCAUACUGUACUUCAAAUGGCGAGACGGGCGUAAGAUUGGAGUACUACAAAGGUGACAGGUUCAAGGGCGAGCCAGCAGUCGUUCAGCACAAGGUUAGCACGGAUCUCUGGCUCUGGGAUUCUGCACCAAUGGAGCUGCUUCCUGAUUAUUCCUUCAAAGUUACAACCACACUCACUCCCCGCUCUACUGGAAACCAUAGCUUUAGUUUUGCUUCGGUAGGACCAGGACGCAUGUUUCUCAACGGCGAGCUGUUUAUUGACAAUUGGGACUGGACUGAAGAGGGCGAGGCCAUGUUUUCCGCUUCUGAGGAUGUGUUGAAGUCGAUUCAACUCGAGGAAGGCAAGCCGGUUGAGAUUCUUAUCGAAAGUACCAACGAGGUCCGACCUGCGUCCAAAGUCUCCGUCCUCGGCCGUCGCUAUGAUUAUGGCGGCUGCCGCAUUGGUUACGAAGAGGAAGACAAGGUGGACCGUUUACAGGAAGCUGCAGACGUAGCGCGAGCCGCCGACGUUGCCAUCUUGGUAGUUGGCCUAGACGCUGAGUGGGAGUCAGAGGGCUAUGACAGACAGACUAUGGAUCUUCCCAAGGGUGGCUCGCAAGAUCGUCUGAUCGAGGCGGUUCUUGCUGCCAACCCCCGCACCGUUGUUGUCAACCAAUCCGGGACACCCAUCACAAUGCCUUGGGUGCACAAAGCUCCUGCAAUCUUGCAGGCUUGGUACCAGGGUCAGGAGGCUGGCAACGCUCUCGCCGAUGUAUUGCUCGGUAACCAAAGCCCUAGCGGAAAGCUUCCAACAACCUUCCCAGUGCGCAUUGAAGACAACCCAGCCUACCACAACUGGCCUGGUGAGAAUCUGGACACUGUUUAUGGCGAGGGUAUCUACGUAGGCUACCGGCACUAUGAGCGCUCCAAGAUUGCACCCCUCUUCCCCUUCGGCCACGGUCUAACAUAUACAAGUUUCGAGUAUGGCACACCAACUGCCAGUAACACCAUCCUCUCAGAUUCAGAGGGAGUUGCCAUCACGGUUCCCGUGACCAACACAGGACCAGUCGCAGCGCACGAAAUUGUGCAGGCCUACGUCAAAGAUGUCAAGUCCAGGCUUCCACGACCGGAGAAGGAGCUCCAAGCUUUCGGCAAAGUGUUUUUGCAGCCUGGUGAAACGAAGGAUGUGGUAUUGAAGCUUGACAAGUACUCUGUGGGGUACUUUGAUACGAGUCUGGGGCAGACGGGUGCGUGGAUUGCGGAGGAGGGGUUGUUCGAGGUAUUAAUUGGCGCCAGUAGCGCUGAUAUCAGGGCAACGCUUAGCUUUGAGGUCAAAGAAAGCUUCGAGUGGAUUUUCUAA